ACUCGUGAUGUCAUUCUCAGUGCCAUGAUGGCACUACCAUCGGAGCGAGUGUGCGCAGGCUGUGAAGAUUUUAUGAUAAUCACAACGAGAUACGCCUCGACGAAAUAUUUGUAUUUCAGCAUAAUGGAAUGGUUAUUUGGUAAACGUAUCACUCCUGAGGAAAUGCUCAGGAAGAAUCAGAGGGCAUUAAAUAAAGCAAUGCGGGAUUUAGAUAGAGAAAGAGCGAGGAUGGAGCAGCAGGAGAAAAAAAUUAUAGCCGAUAUAAAGAAACUUGCGAAAGAUGGACAAAUGAUAAUGGAUAUGAAGGAAGAGAUUAUGAACGAUGCGAUAGAUGAUGCAAUGGAAGAUGAGGGAGAUGAAGAAGAAAGUGAUGCUGUGGUCGCUCAAGUGUUGGAUGAGUUGGGGCUACAGUUAACAGAUCAACUGUCUGGAUUACCACAAGCAUCUGGAUCGUUAAGCGUAGCUGGCUCUAAACAACCGGUUGCUACUGCUGCGGGUAAUGAGGAUGGAAGCAAUCUUGCGGAUGCUGAUGCAGAUCUACAAGCCAGACUCGAAAACCUGCGACGCGAAUAAAUUCAGAUUUAAACUAUUAUUAUAGUUAGAUAAUGUAUAAAGAAUGUAUAAAGAAUCGGCUUUAUAGCAAAGAGGAACGGCUUUAAAAAAGUUCACUCUUACCUUAUAAAGGUUUGUAUAUUUAAUGUACAUGAAUUUAGGAGAUUCUUGUCUGCAUACAGUUAUCUUCUUGAGUAUAAUUCAUCUUCAUAUUUUAUAUACGCACUAAAUUUUAUAACUAUUCCUGUAUGGAAUAUUCUCUGUAAACGCCUAAGUUUGUAAUGCAGAUAUAUAUAGGAGAUGCUAUAUAAUAAAAUAUAUGACAUUGGAAAUAUGCUAUUGUUCAAUUUCUAUGUCUUGUUAUUUAAAAUAAAGGAGAUUUUAGGUUA
Pogonomyrmex barbatus (red harvester ant) is the source of this 941-nucleotide messenger RNA. RefSeq names its product vacuolar protein sorting 2 (gene Vps2). Gene Ontology annotation, biological process: vacuolar transport. Lineage: Eukaryota; Metazoa; Arthropoda; Insecta; Hymenoptera; Formicidae. The record is from RefSeq and is a predicted model, not a curated record.